UCUGUUUGUUGCAACUUCCGGUUGGAAAGCACGUUGCGUUGUUAUUCAUUACUGAAGUUGGAUAUGUGCUUAAACUGAUUGGAUUUGUUGUUAAUUUCAUGUCCAGAUGCCUCACAGAAAGAAGAAGAAGUUUAUUGAUAAGAAGAAUGCACAAACAUUCCGCUUAGUUCACAGAAGUCAGAAGGAUCCCUUACAGGCCAGCGAUGAUGUUGGACAACGUGUCCUCCUGCCUGUUGAGGAUAAGGAAGCAGAGAAACGUAAGAAUACUCAACGUGAGUUUGGUGUGUUCUUUGAAGACGAUUAUGACUACCUUCAACAUCUCAAAGAUGCAGAUGAAACAGUGGAAUUUGAACCUGUGGAAAGUGUCCGUGUUCCCAAGUCUUCGCAAGGAGUUAAACAGUCUGACGCGACAGCAAGGGAUUCCAAACUGAAGCUACCGUCAACUGUCUUUGCCUCUCAAGUAGAGACGGAGGUCGGUCUCCUCAACAAGGCAGCUCCUGUCUCAGGUCCACGAUUAGACUGGGAUCCAGACAUUGUUGCAGGCUUGGAUGAAGACUUUGAUUUUGAUGACCCUGAGAAUGUCUUGGAUGAUGACUUUGUCCUGAAGGCCAAUGAUGCUGUUGGAGAAGGGGGGCAUGGGGAGGGGGAAGGGGAAUGGACUGAUGAUGAAGACGCAGCAUCAGAUGCAGCAGAUUUCUCUGACGAGGCCAUGGACCAGCUUGGCGAUGGUGACAUGUUUGAGAACGAGGAGACAAAAUCCCGUUUCACUCAGUACUCCAUGACCUCCUCUGUCAUUCGCAGAACAGAGGGACUUACGCUGCUCGAUGAUAGAUUCGAAAAGCUGUUCGAGGAGUAUGAUGAGAGCGAGAUUGGAGCACUGGACCAUGAGGACAUCGAUGGCCGAGUUGAACCCAGCAGUCAGAUACUGGACAGUGUUCUAGAUGAGUUUGAGAAGGAGCAGGCUAAAGUACAAUUGUCGGAUGUAGUUGGGAAUAAUGUAACUGCUGAUUCUGAGAGUGAUGAUGACACAGAGCUGGUGAAGAUGGUCAUCGAGGAGCCUGGGGAGAAGUGGGACUGUGAAUCUAUACUUAGCACCUACUCCAAUCUCUACAAUCAUCCCAAGUUGAUAUCAGAACCAAGAAGUCAAAAUAAUAAGAACAUCAAGUUAACCUCCAAGCUGGGGAUUCCCCUUGAUGGUCUGGAGCAGCCCGGCCUGACGCAGAAGCAGAUAGAGAAGGAGAUGCAUGCCUCGCAGAAGGCCGACCGGGCCAGCACGUACAGGCCUCGGGGAGAGACGCCAGAUGAAAAGAAGUCUCGGAAAAUGGCCAUCAAAGAUGAGAGGAAGGAAAGACGAGAGGAGAAGAAAGCUAACAAGGUGGCCUUUGGUAAGGAGAAGAUACGCCAGGAUAAGGAACAGCACAACCUGAGACAGAACUUACAGGGUGUGAAGAUGCUUUAGCCCUGGUUGGGUGAUGGAGCUCUCUGACUACAUAACAUUCAUGGGGUGAAGAGGCUUUAGCCCUGGUUGGAAUGUAGCUCUUGACUCUCUGACUGUACAUAACAUAUGGUGGGUGAAGAGGCUUUAGCCCUGGUUGGGACAGAGCUCUUGACUCUCUGACUGCACAUAACAUAAAAUGGGUGCAGAGGCUUUAGCCCUGGUUGGAAUGUAGCUCUCGACUCUCUGAGUCAGGGGGUGAAGAUGCUAUGACCCAGGUUGGAAUAGAGCACUGGAUUUACUGACUCU
Molecule: messenger RNA, 1744 nt
Organism: Haliotis rufescens (red abalone)
Lineage: Eukaryota; Metazoa; Mollusca; Gastropoda; Lepetellida; Haliotidae
Product: protein LTV1 homolog
Exons: 11
Coding region: 107-1459 (450 amino acids)
Biological process (GO): ribosomal small subunit biogenesis; ribosomal small subunit export from nucleus
Cellular component (GO): preribosome, small subunit precursor; nucleus; cytosol
Source: RefSeq, a predicted model, not a curated record